GCUCUCAAGGUGGUGCCUGACAGGAAAGCUCGGGCUGAAGGGCAUGGCCAAUUUGUUGCGGUUUUUUUUCUCCCCUUCGAGUCCUUCGGGGCAAUGGAGCAAUGGUCGCUCUGCCUAGCCGGGGCCAGUGCGGCACAGUACUCGUACACGGAGGCUGGGCUUCAGACUUCGUGGUGCCCGCGCCCGAAAGCCCAUUCAGUGUGCUGGUGGUGGGGGGGCUGGCGCUUUUGGCACUGACAGAAUGGGGUGUCAUGGACGGGGCACCGACGGCUCUCUUGGCGUCCAAUUCGUGUCGGGGCAUUUCUAAUCGUUCUUCAGAGCAUAAUGCGAUAAAAAAAGAUCGCGACUCUUAUUCUUUUCCCUCCCCGGUAAAGCGUGCAAGAAAAAAGGGUCAGACGAGAAGGGGAAGGGGAGAAAAAAAAGAGGAACUGGUAUGAAUACCCAUUAUCUGGUCGAUAAUGCGACGAUCGAUGCUCGGUCAAUUUGAGGUUUGCCCAAGGCCGCCCUGAAGGGCAAGGUAAUGCGAUUCCCAAGCCCUUAUCCGGAGAUCUUCUCGUUAGCUUUGGCUGCGCCCCGAGUGGAAAGGAAGCCCAGGCGCACGUCCCGGGCUAGAGUUACCUAGUUUUCCAGUUGAAUUCGAACGCCCAGCCUCAUGCUGAAAGGGGU
Aspergillus versicolor CBS 583.65 is the source of this 666-nucleotide messenger RNA. RefSeq lists its product as uncharacterized. The transcript has a single exon. NCBI's taxonomy places the organism in Eukaryota, Fungi, Ascomycota, Eurotiomycetes, Eurotiales, Aspergillaceae. The coding region runs from base 102 to 437 and encodes 111 amino acids. The record is from RefSeq and is a predicted model, not a curated record.